This is a messenger RNA of Parnassius mnemosyne (clouded apollo), 3225 nucleotides long. NCBI's taxonomy places the organism in Eukaryota, Metazoa, Arthropoda, Insecta, Lepidoptera, Papilionidae. The record is from the annotation of a GenBank genome assembly.
AUGUCUACUAAAGAGGAUAUAGGAAGAGAAGCUGAAGAUUCAUUAUUGUAUUCAGCUAGGCAUGGCGAAAUAUCUGUAGUAAAAGCAUUACUUGAAGCAAAGAAAGAAGGAAAAAUAAAUUUAGAUAUUAACUGCAAAGGUAAAAGCAAAAGUAACUUAGGAUGGACACCGCUGCAUUUGGCGACGUAUUUCGCGCACAAGGACGUUGUGGAGGUGUUGCUAGAUGCCGGCGUAAAUGUAGACGAGGUGAACGACAAUGGCGACACGGCCAUGCACAAGGCUUCUUUUAUUGGGAAUGAGGAACUAGUGAUCCUCUUAUUGAAUUACAAAGCGGACGUGAAUAUAAUGAACGGCGAGGGUCGGACAGCAUGUGACGUGUGCAAGACACGAGACGUACAAAGACUGUUGGAAGCAGCACAAAGGGCCGAGAGACUUGACAGAGAGCGGAGGCUGCUUAGCGCCGCCAAAGAAGGUCACAUUGAUGAGAUACAGGCGCUGCUUAGCAGUUCAAAUCCUCCAAAUAUAAACUGCGUGGAUUCCCAAGGCAACACGUGUCUGCACUGUGCAGCCUACAGAGGCCAUGCUCGAGUCGCGGUUCUACUGCUGCAGAAUGGGAUUGACACCGCACUAAAAAACCAUAGUGGGCAAUUAGCGAUAGAUUUAGCAAAAGACAAUGAUAUGCGAGAGGUCUUAAGCGUGAGGCCGGUACAGAAAUUGCAACGCACCGCUGCCAGAUUUGAGGGGCCGCUGCUCAAGAAAUCGAGGUUCCUGGGCUGGAGACCUGUUUGGGCGGUGCUGCAGCGCGGCGUGCUGAUAUACUACGGGUCGCGGGGCGAGGCAGGCGCGGCGGGCGCGGGGCGCGGCGCGGCGGGGCGCGCGCGCAAGUACCUGGACGGCGCGCAGCUGAGCGCGCCCGCCGCCGAGCCUGCGCUGCUGCGCCUGGCCUUCAGCGACGGCGACACGCACCGCCUGGCCGUGCCCGCCGGCCCGGACCUCGCCGCUGCCAGGCAGUCUUGGGUCACUGCGUUUAACGAGCAUAUCGCGUACUCCGGGCAUUACCUGUGGGCCGGCGCUGGACCUGACACUGCCAAAGAGGCCACCGAGGAACUGGACGACGAGUGCAAGCCUCUGGGUUCGAUGCAAGACGCGUUGACGGCGGCGACCAACAGCCUUGCGCUGCUGGACACACAGCUACGUGAAUGCGCCGCCAUCGUGGCCGCGCUGGACAAGAGCCCGCACGUAGGCACCUCGCUGCACCACUCUGCCUACAUGCGAUUUCAACAUGCGUGUGGAUCAGGCUCCGAGGCUCUGACCGCGUUACGUCACUGCGCCGCGCUCGUCGCACAGGCCAGGGAUCGCGACCAAGCCAGACUAGCUAGAGAGAUAGAGCGAAACAGGGUCUUGGAGGAAGCAUUAGCUGCACUCGCACGCACACACCAUGCGCUGGAGAUGUCCGUAGCGGAGGAAAUGACAAAGAGCAAAAGAAAGAAAAAAUCAUCGCAGAAUGACUCAAAAGAAAACUUCUUUGACGUUUACGAAGAUUCUGGUGAUGAUGACGAUACGUUAGUGACGGCAGGACUUUCCAGUCCCUUGGGUGCGCUCAGUCCAUGGGGCAGCAGUCCCGAUCUUACCAGGCACACUCCCAUCGGCAGCGUUGAUGGCGACGGCGAUCGAACCCCAACCCCCACACUGAGGGGCGGUCCAAUUACGCGGCGUAUCAGUGGCUCUUUGGAGUCGUGUGCGAGCAGCCCGUCCAAUGGCAGUCCCAAAAGUCCUCGGAGUCCCAGGAGUCCUGCGAGUCCCAGCAGUCCCGUCAGCUGCGCCAGCUCGCGAGGCACGCUGGUCUCGCAGGGCGGCCACGUGUACAGGAACGCGCGUCCAUACAGGAAGACCACGACGCUCAGGACAUCUCUUCCGGUCGCACAAUUCAGCCGCGGCGACUUCUCCCUCUGGUCGGUGUUGAAGAAUUGCGUGGGCAAGGAACUGUCGAAGAUCACGAUGCCGGUGGUGUUCAACGAACCGCUGUCGUUCCUGCAGCGUAUGCUGGAGUACCUCGAGUAUGCUCACCUGCUCCGGAUGGCGUCCGAACAGACGAAUCCCGUCGCCAGGAUGGAGUACAUUGCUGCUUUCGCCGUAAGCGCGCUGGCUUCCAACUGGGAGCGACUCGGCAAGCCAUUUAAUCCUCUACUUGGAGAAACUUAUGAGCUCGAGCGGCCCGAGUUCCGCGCAGUAUGUGAACAGGUUUCACAUCAUCCGCCAGUGUCGGCGUUCCACGCGGACAGCCCGCACUUCGUGUUUCACGGCUCCGUGCACCCAAAGCUCAAGUUUUGUGGAAAGAGUGUAGAGAUACAGCCUAAAGGGCACGUCACUGUUGAAUUGCCAAGGUGGGGCGAAGCAUACACUUGGACCAAUGUGAACUGCGUCGUGCACAACGUGAUCGUGGGAAAGCUUUGGAUCGAGCAGUACGGCGCCAUGGAGGUCACCUGCCACGGGGGCGCUGCACUUAAAGCCAACCUCGUGUUCAAGCCGGCAGGGUUUAACAACCGUGACCUUCAUAGAGUUGACGGGUUCAUUACUGAUGCUAACAAGAAAAAACUGCGAUUCCUUUAUGGAAAGUGGACAGAGUACAUUAAAUGCUGCAGCGCUUCCGCUUACGAGCAGUGGGCUAAGGAGCGCGGGGAAGAAGCGGGCACCCAGCAGACUCCCUCGCAUACUCCCAAAAAAGUCCUCGCGAAGUUAAACAGUUUCAAAGUGGGAGCUCUCCGAUCUAUGUCUAUUCAAGAUACCGAUGACGCAGAAAAUUCUGAAGACGUGCCCAAGCCCGACGAGUCUUAUAAUAUAGACAUUCCAGGAUCGACUACAUUGUGGGAAGCACGACCGCGGCCCAGCAACAGUGCUCAGUAUUACCAGUUCACGGAGUUCGCGAUGUCGCUGAACGAGCUGGAGCGCGACAUGAAGGGGCAGCUGUGCCCGACGGACAGCCGGCUGCGGCCGGACGUGCGCCUGCUGGAGCAGGGCGACAUCGACGCGGCCGCCGCCGAGAAGACGCGCCUCGAGGAGAAGCAGCGCACCGCCAGGAAGCUGCUCAAGAAGAACGCGGAUCCCUGGCAGCCCAGAUGGUUCAGUCAAGGUACGAAUCCUUACACGAAGCAAGAGGAUUGGCUCUACAACGGAGGCUACUGGGAUCGCAACUACCAACAUUUGAAAGACGUUGACAUUUUCUAA